Molecule: messenger RNA, 1785 nt
Organism: Carlito syrichta (Philippine tarsier)
Lineage: Eukaryota; Metazoa; Chordata; Mammalia; Primates; Tarsiidae
Gene: GRK7
Product: G protein-coupled receptor kinase 7
Exons: 4
Coding region: 133-1785 (550 amino acids)
Biological process (GO): regulation of signal transduction; protein phosphorylation; signal transduction
Cellular component (GO): cytoplasm
Molecular function (GO): rhodopsin kinase activity; ATP binding
Source: RefSeq, a predicted model, not a curated record
CACAGUCCCACCCGCAGGCCAGGAGACUCGUUGCAAAUCCCCUGGAGUCACUCAAACUUAGAAGAGACACCAGCCAGCCGUCUCCAUCCUUUCUUUGCUCUCUGUCCCUGGAGCACGUCCCUCUGCUCAGCCAUGGUGGACAUGGGGGCCCUGGACAACCUGAUUGCCAACACGGCGUACCUGCAGGCCCGGAAGUCCUCGGAGGGUGACAACAAGGAGCUGCAGCGACGGCGCCGGAGCCUGGCACUGCCCGGGCCUCAGGGCUGCUCAGAGUUGCGCCAGACGCUGUCCCCCACCUUCCACAGUCUGUGCGAGCAGCAGCCCAUCGGCCGUCGUCUCUUCUGGGACUUCCUGGCCACCGUGUCCACCUACUGUGAGGCCGCAGCCUUCCUGGAGGAGGUGCAGAGCUGGGAGCUCGCCGAGGAGGGGCCCACCAAGGACAGAAUGCUGCGGGGACUGGUGACCACUUGUGCCAGUGCCCCGGCUGCUGGGAACGCACACCCCUUCCUCAGCCCGGCUCUGGUCACCAGGUGCCAAGCGGCCACCACUGAGGAAGAGCAAUCGGCCGUGGUGGCACUGGCCAAGGCCGAGGCCAUGGCCUUCUUGCAGGAGCAGCCCUUCAAGGAUUUCCUUGCCAGCCCCUUCUACGAAAAGUUUCUGCAGUGGAAACUCUUUGAGAUGCAGCCAGUGUCAGACAAGUACUUCACUGAGUUCCGAGUGCUGGGCAAAGGUGGUUUUGGGGAGGUGUGUGCCGUCCAGGUGAAAAACACUGGUAAGAUGUAUGCCUGUAAGAAACUGGACAAGAAGCGGCUGAAGAAGAAAAGUGGCGAGAAGAUGGCUCUCUUGGAAAAGGAGAUUUUGGAGAAGGUCAACAGCCCUUUCAUCGUCUCUCUGGCCUAUGCCUUUGAGAGCAAGUCCCACCUCUGCCUGGUCAUGAGCCUGAUGAACGGAGGAGAUCUCAAAUUCCACAUCUACAACGUGGGUGAGCACGGCCUGGACAUGAGCCGGGUGAUCUUCUACUCAGCACAGAUAGCCUGCGGAAUGUUGCACCUCCAUGACCUCCACAUCGUCUACCGGGACAUGAAGCCUGAGAAUGUGCUUCUGGAUGACCUGGGCAACUGCAGGCUCUCUGAUCUGGGGCUGGCUGUGGAUGUCCAGGAUGGCAAGCCCAUCACCCAGAGGGCUGGAACCAAUGGUUACAUGGCUCCUGAAAUCCUAAUGGAUAAGGUGAGUUAUUCCUAUCCUGUUGACUGGUUUGCAAUGGGAUGCAGUAUUUAUGAAAUGGUUGCUGGACGAACACCAUUCAAAGAUUUCAAGGAAAAACUCAGUAAGGAGGAUCUAAAGCACAGAACGCUGCAAGAGGAAGUCAAAUUCCAACAUGACAACUUCACAGAGGAAGCAAAGGAUAUUUGCAGACUCUUCUUGGCUAAGAAACCAGAGCAACGCUUAGGAAGCAGAGAAAAGUCUGAUGAUCCCAGGAAACACCCUUUCUUUAAAACCAUCAACUUUCCUCGCCUGGAAGCCGGCCUAGUUGAACCCCCAUUUGUGCCAGACCCUUCGGUAGUUUAUGCCAAAGACAUCGGUGAAAUUGAUGAUUUCUCCGAGGUUCGGGGGAUAGAAUUUGAUGACAAGGAUAAGAAGUUCUUCCAAAAAUUUGCAACAGGUGCUGUCCCCAUUGCAUGGCAGGAAGAAAUUAUAGAAACAGGACUGUUUGAGGAACUGAAUGAUCCCAAUAGGUCCGGGGAGGGUGAUUCAUCCAAAUCUGGUGUGUGUUUGUUAUUGUAA